AUGUUCCGCACGAUCACAGCAAGCAUCUCUAAAAAGAGAUGUAUCUCAAGGCUCUAUUCCACUACGCAUCAGAUUCCGUUUGAUAAGAAGCCGUUUCCAUUCUCCAGAUUCGAGGCAUGUUGUCCAGAUGUAGAAGCAAAGCAAGCAGAAAAUGGAUUUGUGCCUUGCAAGAGCCACCCUUUUCCUUCAGUACUGGGCAAGAAGAUUGAUAUGACAGACCCCAUGACAAGGCCUGAUGGUAUCCGCCAUAUAGUAGGCUGCAUUGGAUCUGAUGCCAUGGAGUGGACCCGUGCUAAAGUGGAGGCGAUUCCCGGUAUUAUGCAAUCCAUCUUGACAACUGAAAAUCAAUGGCUCAAGGAGAAUCGGCCUCAGGUCCCUAGUGAAAAGAGUGUAUUGGCAACUGUUGCUGAGCGACCUGCUGUAUCCAACAAACCCGACGUCAUGCUGUUUCCAGAAUUCAAGGUUUUUCAAGGCGUGUCCUCGACGCAUGGUGUGAUUGAUCAGGAUUCGUCGUUCUAUCGUGCAUUGACAUCCAUAUGGCAAAAUCCUUACAAUUCAUUACCACCUCUGGAAGGCUGGCAAGACAUCAAAGCCGAUACCGUUGUCCUUGUUUGCACACACGCUCGCCGAGACCUGAGAUGCGGGAAAAUGGGCCCAAUGAUUGUGGAUGAAUUCAAUCGGGUCAUUCAAGAGAAGGGUCUGCAGGACAGAGUAGAAGUGUGGGGCACUAGUCACUUUGGAGGCCAUAAAUUUGCAGGCAAUCUUAUCAUCCAUCAGCGAGGUUUAGGGGGCCAUGCCUAUGGCAACGUGAGACAAUGCCAUGUGCCGGCCAUCGUAGACAGACACAUUUUGCAUGGCAAAGUGAUUCAAGAGAUUUGGAGAGGAGAAGUUGCCCCUCCAUCCAUCUAA
Mucor velutinosus is the source of this 909-nucleotide messenger RNA. RefSeq lists its product as uncharacterized. Lineage: Eukaryota; Fungi; Mucoromycota; Mucoromycetes; Mucorales; Mucoraceae. The transcript is spliced from 2 exons. The coding region runs from base 1 to 909 and encodes 302 amino acids. The record is from RefSeq and is a predicted model, not a curated record.